AAGGCUAAAAUUGGGGAGCUAUCGUCGUCUACCCAAAUCCCCGAAACCCUUGGCCGAGGAAAGGCAUCGACGGGAGUGGCGUCGGGUGAAGCAGAAGAGAAGCUCGGUAGAGAAGCGUAGACGGAGAAUAAGUGAAAGCCCUAAAAGGCUGUAGAUCCGACGACUAAGGAUUUUGCAAAUACCCUCAAAUCUCGAAGCGGAGGGGGUUGCGGGAUGGCUCGGCACAGAGAAGACGAAUACGAAGAGGAGGAGGACGAUGAAGAGUUAGAUGAAGAAGAGGAUGACGACUACAGAAGGAGCACAGGCGGGAGGAAGCGAGGCAGGUCCGAUUUCAUUGACGAUGCAGCCAUAGAGGACGACGAUGAGGAGGAAUACAGAGAUGAAGAGGACGAGGAUGAGGAGCUAUACGGCGGUCGGAAGAGAGGCUCUGAGUUCUUCGAUCUUGAGGCCCAGGUUGAUAGUGCUGACGAGGAAGAAGAAGACGAGGAUGCUGAAGAUGAUUUUAUUAAUGAUGCUGGAGCUGACUUACCCGAUGAAAGUGGUGGUAGAAGACCACAUCGUCCAUUAAAUAUGAUGCCAGAGGAUCAGGAGGAUGUUGAAGAGAUGGAAAGGCAAGUUUAUGAAAGAUAUGCAAAAUCAAGUCACAUUGAAUAUGGUGAGGAUGCCACAGAGGUUGAACAACAAGCUCUACUCCCGUCAGUGAAGGACCCCAAGUUGUGGAUGGUGAAAUGUGCUAUUGGUCGAGAGCGUGAAACUGCAAUAUGCCUCAUGCAAAAAUUUAUAGACAGACCUGAACUGCAGAUUAGAUCAGUGGUUGCAUUGGACCAUCUUAAAAAUUAUAUAUAUGUUGAAGCUGAAAAAGAAGCCCAUGUGAAAGAGGCUUGUAAGGGUUUGCGUACCAUAUAUAGCUCGGCUAAGGUGAUGCUAGUUCCUAUCAAAGAAAUGACAGAUGUUCUUUCUGUUGAAAGCAAAACCAUUGAAAUUUCUAGGGACACAUGGGUUAGGAUGAAACUUGGAAUUUAUAAAGGAGACCUUGCCAAGGUUGUUGAUGUGGAUAAUGUACGACAGAAAGUAACAGUAAAGCUAAUUCCAAGAAUUGAUUUACAGCAUCUUGCUAAUAAGUUGGAAAAUAGAGACGUGGUUAAAAAGAAGGCAUUUGUUCCUCCACCUCGUUUUUUCAACAUUGAUGAAGCUAGGGAGAUGCAUAUCCGUGUGGAGCGCAGGAGGGACAAAGAUACUGGGGAAUAUUUUGAAAUGGUUGAAAAUAUGAUGUUCAAAGAUGGUUUUCUUUAUAAAACAGUGUCUAUGAAAUCAAUCCGCUCUCAGAAUAUACAACCAACUUUCGAUGAACUUGAGAAAUUCCGAAAACCUGGUGGUGACGGUGAUGGUGAUGGCGAUGCUGAUAUGGCUAGUUUAUCAACUUUAAUUUCAAAUAGAAAGAAAGGUCAUUUCAUGAAAGGAGAUGCGGUUGUAGUUGUACGGGGAGAUUUAAAAAAUUUGAAAGGCUGGGUUGAAAAAGUUGAAGAAGAAACUGUUCAUAUCAAGCCUGAGAUUGCUGGCUUACCUGAAGCUUUGGCUUUCAAUGAGAAGGAACUCUGCAAAUAUUUUAAAUUAGGAGAUCAUGUGAAAGUGGUCUCUGGAGUACAAGAAGGUGCAACUGGUAUGGUUGUGAAGGUUGAUGGCCAUGUACUGAUAAUUGCAUCAGAUACCACAAAAGAAGAUAUCCGCGUUUUUGCAGAUAACGUUGUUAAGAGCUCUGAAGUUACCUCUGGAAUCACAAAAAUGGGGGAUUAUGAGCUGCAAGAUCUCGUUCUUCUUUUCAACAUGUCCUUUGGUGUGAUAAUAAGAGUGGAGAGUGAAGCUUUUCAGGUUCUCAAGGGAGUUCCAGAUAGACCAGAAGUUGUACUUGUUAGGUUGAGGGAAAUAAAGAGUAAACUUGAGAAACGUACCAAUGCACAAGAUAAUAGAAAAAAUAUAGUCUCUGUGAAGGAUAUUGUUAGGGUCCUUGAGGGGCCAUGUAAGGGGAAGCAAGGUCCCGUUCAACACAUUCAUAGAGGAAUCCUGUUUAUUCAUGAUCGGCAUCACCUUGAGCAUGCAGGCUUUAUUUGUGUGAAAGCACAAUCAUGUAUUGUUAUCGGUGGAAACAAUGAUAAACGCAGUGGUGAUAAAUUUGAUGCAAGAUUUGGUUUGAGACCUUCAUCUCCUUACCUUCAAUCUCCAAGAAGGCCACCGAGAGGACCAACAGAUCGUGGUGGAAGGCUUAAUAGGGGUGGUGGACGAGGACACGAUGCUUUAGUUGGAAGAACUAUUAAAAUACGUUCAGGGCCUUUUAAGGGAUAUCGUGGUCGUGUUGUGGAGGUCAGUGGUACUUUUGUUCGCAUUGAAUUGGAUUCACAAAUGAAGAUAGUUGCAGUCAAAAGGGAUGAUAUCUCAGACACACCAGGUUCUGCAACCCCAUUCCGCGAACCUUCUCGAUAUGGUUUUGGAAGUGAGACACCCAUGCAUCCAUCUCGAACUCCACUUCACCCAUAUCAAACUCCUAUGAGAGAUGCUGGAGCAACUCCCAUCCAUGAAGGCAUGAGGACACCUAUGCGUAGCCGAGCAUGGGCUCCCAUGAGUCCUCCAAGAGAUCAUUGGGAAGAUGCAAAUCCUGCUUCUUGGGGCGGUACUCCACAAUAUCAGCCUGGAACCCCUGCUCGGUCAUAUGAAGCACCGACUCCAGGAUCUGGUUGGGCCAAUACUCCAGGGGGUAAUUACAGCGAUGCUGGAACUCCCGGAGAAAGUAGCCCUACAUAUGGAAAUGCGCCAAGCCCUUAUCUUCCAUCCACUCCAGGCAUGCAACCAAUGACACCUAAUUCUGCCAAUUAUCUUCCUGGAACUCCAGGAGGGCAGCCGAUGACUCCAGGAAACAUUGGACUGGAUAUUUUGUCACCCGCAAUGGCAGGCGGUGACAAUGAAGGAAAUUGGUUCUUUCCUGAUGUUCUUGUUAAUGUCAUGAGGCCAGGAGAAGGUCCCUGUAUAGCAAUCGUCCGGGAGGUGUUGAUGGAUGGCUCUUGUAAAGUUGCUCUUGGUUCAACCGGGGAUGGGGAUAUAAUCACCGCCCAUCCGGCAGAUGUGGAGGCCGUGAGGCCUAGGAAGUUUGAUAAAAUAAAGAUAAUGAAUGGGGCGCUGCGCGGAAUAACCGGAAAGCUUAUUGGGAUUGAUGGCGCUGAUGGUAUAGUAAAGAUGGAUGACACGUUUGAUGUUAAGAUAUUAGACAUGAACAUAUUAGCAAAAUUGGCUGUACAAUGAAGGAUUUAGGGAGAGAGAUUUGAUUCUUUAAUGUUGGUAAGACAUGAAGGUUAGCACUGUCAAGGCCAUGCAUGGUACUACAUAUUUCUCGCUGAGGGAAGGCUCGAUGUGCAUUGAACUUCUAGAGUAUUGUUAUUAUAGUGCUUUCCCCUUGAAAUUUUGUGUUAUUGCAUGUAUGGCAUUAGAAGAAAUUUAUGAAAAUUUGUAAGAGUAUAAAUAUUGUCCAAAAUAAGGAAGAAGUUUGUUUUAACAUUUUAAGAGGUUUGCUGAGUUACAGUGAUUGCAUUGUAUCUAAAAUUAGAAGCUCUGAAUCCCAGUGAUUGAUGGCAAUCCUAAAUCUUGCUGGAGCGAAGUCUCACUUUGUACGGAUGUUAA
Messenger RNA from Phalaenopsis equestris, 3666 nucleotides. Its product is annotated as putative transcription elongation factor SPT5 homolog 1. The coding region runs from base 214 to 3291 and encodes 1025 amino acids. The record is from RefSeq and is a predicted model, not a curated record. Gene Ontology annotation, cellular component: ribosome; DSIF complex. The transcript has 22 exons. Gene Ontology annotation, molecular function: mRNA binding; structural constituent of ribosome. Gene Ontology annotation, biological process: regulation of transcription by RNA polymerase II; regulation of DNA-templated transcription elongation; transcription elongation by RNA polymerase II. Lineage: Eukaryota; Viridiplantae; Streptophyta; Magnoliopsida; Asparagales; Orchidaceae.